AUGCGGAAGGCCUUCACGAAGGCGUCAAAGAAGUGGGCUGAUGAAGCUGGGCAGGCCGCAAUCAACCGUGACCUGAAGAAGAUGAAGAAGUACUGCACGGUCAUCCGUGUUAUUGUGCACACCCAGCACCGCCAAAAGAAGGCCCACAUCAUGGAAAUCCAAGUGAACGGUGGCACCAUCUCCCAGAAGGUUGAUUGGGCCCGCAGCCAUCUGGAAAAGCAAAUUCCAGUCGCCAAUGUGUUUUCACAGGACGAAAUGAUCGAUGUCAUUGGUGUUACUAAGGGCAAAGGGUUUAAGGGUGUUACCUCCCGUUGGCACACGAAGAAACUACCUCGCAAGACUCACAAGGGUCUCCAAGCUCAAACGGAAGCUGCUAAAAUGGAAGCCGCUAAGGAGGAAAAUAAGGAGUUAGCUGCUCUCAUUAAGCCAAAGGGCAAUGCUUCAACCGAGUAUGAUCUGACGGCCAAGAAUAUCACACCAAUGGGCGGCUUCCCGCACUACGGAGAGGUACUAAAUGACUACGUAAUGCUGAAGGGAUGUGUCAUGGGUCCAAGGAAACGUGUGAUAACCCUUCGCAAGAGCCUUCUUCAGCAAACUGGCCGUCGCGCCACGGAGAAGGUGGCUCUUAAGUUCGUCGACACCUCCUCCAAGUUCGGCCAUGGCCGGUUCCAGACUCGUGCCGAAAAGAAAGCCUUCUUGGGACCUUUGAAGAAGGAUUUGGAGCGACCGAAAGUUACUGCAUAA
Molecule: messenger RNA, 744 nt
Organism: Dibothriocephalus latus
Lineage: Eukaryota; Metazoa; Platyhelminthes; Cestoda; Diphyllobothriidea; Diphyllobothriidae
Source: the annotation of a GenBank genome assembly